AUGAUUCCUAUAUCGUCAUUCGAUAUUAUAACAAAAUCUUUUAAAGUACGCAAUGAUAAACCUGUGAUCGAUGAUUAUACAUUUCGAUGUCACUAUAAACUAACCACCAAUAUUCUAUUAACGUUCUGUWUAUUGGUUACAUCAAUCAAUUUAAUAGGGAAUCCGAUAGAAUGCAUAACGAAUUCGUCAAAAAAAACAGAAAUGCAUAAAACUAUAAAUAGUUAUUGCUGGAUAUCAAAUUUAUACACAUAUAAUAUGAAACCAAAAUUCGGUAUAUCUAAUAUAGAAAAUAACGAACAAAAUAUUAGAACCCAUUCAUAUUAUAAAUGGGUACCAUUUAUGUUGUUCUUCCAAGCUAUGACAUUUUAUGUGCCCCAUUGGAUAUGGAAAAUAUGGGAAGGAGGAAAAAUACGUAUGAUCACAAAUGGCAUGCGUGGAUUUUGUGAGGGUCCUAUCAAGAUAAGACGUUUAAAACAAGAUAGAUUGGUACAAUAUUUCGUUGAGAGCUUUCAUACUCACAGUACUUACGCAUUUKGUUAUAUUUUGUGUGAAAUAAUGAAUAUAUUCAACAUUGGUUUCAAUAUUUACAUUACUCAUAAAUUUCUUGGUGGAUCAUUUUUAACUUACGGAAUUGAAGUGUUAAGAUAUUAUAAACAUCCUAGAUACUUUAACCCAAUGGAAGAUAUCUUUCCUCGACUUACAAAAUGUAAUUUCUUCAAGUAUGGAUCAUCUGGUACUAUUCAAAACAUAGAUGCUAUGUGCAUUCUCUCUCAAAAUGUUUUAAACGAAAAAAUAUACUUAUUAYUAUGGAUUUGGUUUUUAAUACUUGCUAUUAUAUCCGUAUUUGCAUUGACUUAUAGAAUCACUAUUAUUAUUCAAAUAGUUUUGGAAACACCAUUAUUGAUAAACAUGUCCAAAUUUACAAAUAAGAAACAAAUAAUUUCAAUGUUAGUUCGUAAAUUUCAAGUAGGAGAUUAUAUACUCCUUAAUUUGGCUGAGAAGAAUGUACAUUGUAUYCAAUUUAAAGAAAUGGUAGAAGAAAUAUGUACUCAAGUUUGA
Diuraphis noxia (Russian wheat aphid) is the source of this 1059-nucleotide messenger RNA. Its product is annotated as innexin inx3-like. Gene Ontology annotation, cellular component: gap junction; plasma membrane. Gene Ontology annotation, biological process: phototransduction. Lineage: Eukaryota; Metazoa; Arthropoda; Insecta; Hemiptera; Aphididae. Gene Ontology annotation, molecular function: gap junction channel activity. The record is from RefSeq and is a predicted model, not a curated record.